CGCCUGCUCGGCGCACGGAGGAGCCUGUCCCCGAGCCGCGCCAGCCGAGCCAGCCGGGCGCCGUGCUCGGUCCGCUCGCCGCGCCGGAGAGAGCUGCCCGAGACGAGAGCCAGCCCGCCGGCGCCGAGCUGCCGAGCGCCCGGCCCAGGAGCCCCUGAGUGCGGCGCGGCGAGCCCCCGGCGGCGGCAGAAGGACCCGAGUGCCAGGAGAGGGCGGACGGGGGGACGAGGAGGCUCCCGGCCGCGACGAGGAGAGUCUCGGAGAAGGCGGCGUGAGGGACAACCGGGGCCUCCAGCCGCCGCAGCCGAGUCGGGGCGAGCAGCCUUUUACAGGGAGCCCCGGCGGCCAGCCGCAACCCGGGGAGGGGGCGCCGGCGGCCCCCGCGCUAGAGAGCAGAGGGCGAGAGCGCGCCGCCCGCCAGGGGCCCGCCGCGGCCGCCGCGCCGCCCUCCCCCGCGCUGUCAGCCCCGCGGGGCGCAGCCGCCGCCGCCGCAGCAUCUUCUGCCCCUGCGCCCCCGCCAGCCCCAAGGAAGUCCCCGCCGACGACCGGGGCCCCCGGGAGCGCAAGAGGAAAGGCCAGAGACUCCCCUAAACCACCCAGAUGCGAAGGAUUGAAGCAGCCUAGCCAAAGCUUUCUGUGGAUUAAAAAUAUAUAUAUAGGAUUUUUUUUUUUUCUUGGCAGAAGAAAAGGAGAGGAAGACCAGCGGGGCUCUGCAAGGAAAAAAGGGGGAUGUAACUCGUGGAUACGUUUUUUUUUUUUUUUUUCCUUCCACCCCUCAAACGUCUCGUUCUACUUUGUAAACAUUUUCUUUUUUUAAACCCCAGCUCCAGCCGGACGCCCCCAGACCUCCGGGGUGCGAGGAGGUGGUGUUUCUCAUUUGGGGCUUUGCAUGUUUGGUUCUUAGAUUUUGAGAGAGCCUCCUUAUUUCGCCAGACAUCUCAUGUGGGGUGAAGUCCACUCAGCCCCCUCCCCCGAGUCUUCGUGUGCACGGAAUUCAAGGAGAUCCGGUUACUAAGGAUAUAGAAGAAAAAAAUAAAUCGCGUGCCUGCUUUUUUUUUUUUAAUUGCCUGCUUCUCCCCACCCCCGAAUUAAGUUGCUUAGCAAGGGGGAAAGAGGCUUUUUCCUCCCUCCAGCAGCCCUGCCGAACGCCUUUCGUUUUUUGCCGCCGCGGAUCUUCCAUGUAGGCAGCCGAGGCUGGCGAGCCCGACACUCGGGAGCCGCUGCGGGGGGGCCUCUUUUUGGGGAGGCGCCGACCCGGGUAGGCUUCGCCGCCCCCAGGGAAGCGGCGGCCGCGUUCCUCCGGGGUGCGCCGGGGCCCGAGAGCGGCGCACGGCGCCGGCCGCGCGGGGUGGGGCAGCCGGAGCGCAGGCCCCCGAGCCCCGGCGGGCGCCCCCGGGCCCCCGCGCGCGCUCCGGCCUCCGGGAGACUGGCGCAUGCCACGGAGCGCCCCUCGGGCCGCCGCCGCUCUUGCCAGGGCCCCUGCUGCUGCUGCUGUCGCCUGCGCCUGCUGCCCCAACUCGGCGCCCGACUUCUUCAUGGUGUGCGGAGGUCAUGUUCGCUCCUUAGCCGGCCAACGACUUUUCUCCUCGCCUCCUCGCCCCGCAUGUUCAGGACCAAACGAUCUGCGCUCGUCCGGCGUCUCUGGAGGAGCCGUGCGCCCGGCGGCGAGGACGAGGAGGAGGGCGCGGGGGGAGGCGGAGGAGGAGGCGAGCUGCGGGGAGAAGGGGCGACGGACGGCCGGGCGCAUGGGGCCGGCGGCGGCGGCGGCGCAGGCAGGGCUGUCUGCUGCCUGGGCAAGGCGGUGCGAGGUGCCAAAGGUCACCACCAUCCCCACCCCCCAGCCGCGGGCGCCGGCGCGGCCGGGGGAGGCGAGGCGGAUCUGAAAGCGCUCACGCACUCGGUGCUCAAGAAACUGAAGGAACGGCAGCUGGAGCUACUGCUCCAGGCCGUGGAGUCCCGCGGCGGUACGCGCACCGCGUGCCUCUUGUUGCCCGGCCGCCUGGACUGCAGGCUGGGCCUGGGGGCUCCCGGCGGCUCGCCGCCGGCGCAGCCGCCCUCCACCUACUCGCUCCCCCUCCUACUGUGCAAAGUGUUCAGGUGGCCGGAUCUCAGGCAUUCCUCGGAAGUCAAGAGGCUGUGUUGCUGUGAAUCUUACGGGAAGAUCAACCCCGAGCUGGUGUGCUGCAACCCCCAUCACCUUAGCCGACUCUGCGAACUAGAGUCUCCCCCUCCUCCUUACUCCAGAUACCCGAUGGAUUUUCUCAAACCAACUGACUGUCCAGAUGCUGUGCCUUCCUCCGCUGAAACAGGGGGAACGAAUUAUCUGGCCCCUGGGGGGCUUUCAGAUUCCCAACUUCUUCUGGAGCCUGGGGAUCGGUCACACUGGUGCGUGGUGGCAUACUGGGAGGAGAAGACGAGAGUGGGGAGGCUCUACUGUGUCCAGGAGCCCUCCCUGGACAUCUUCUAUGAUCUACCUCAGGGGAAUGGCUUUUGCCUCGGACAGCUCAAUUCGGACAACAAGAGUCAGCUGGUGCAGAAAGUACGGAGCAAAAUCGGCUGUGGCAUCCAGCUCACGCGGGAAGUGGACGGCGUGUGGGUGUACAACCGCAGCAGUUACCCCAUCUUCAUCAAGUCGGCCACACUGGACAAUCCGGACUCCAGGACGCUGUUGGUACACAAAGUGUUCCCCGGUUUCUCCAUCAAGGCUUUUGACUACGAGAAGGCGUACAGCCUGCAGCGGCCCAACGACCACGAGUUCAUGCAGCAGCCGUGGACUGGCUUCACCGUGCAGAUCAGCUUCGUGAAGGGCUGGGGCCAGUGCUACACUCGCCAGUUCAUUAGCAGCUGCCCGUGCUGGCUGGAGGUCAUCUUCAACAGCCGGUAGCCACGUGGGGAGAGGACAGAGCGGGAGCCGAGCGGGCCCAGUCCAAACUACUUUGCUGCUAAUAUUUCCCUCCUGAGUGCUUGCUUUUCAUGCAAACUCUUUGGUCAUUAUUUCCCACCCACCCCCCCCCCCCCCACCGCCCACCCUCCUUCUUCUCGUCGUCCUUGUUUAUGUUCUGUUUUGUUCUUUGAGAAAUAGCUUAUGAAAAGAAUUGUUGGGGUUUGGAGGUGGGGGAGAGUGGUAUGGUUGGCAGAACACUUCGAUACAAAAAAGGGGAAGCAAAAAAUCAGUACCACCGAACACCAUGUAAAUGGGGAGCAGGCCCCACCUUUGGGGUCAUCACUGCCCUUGUGUGUGUGUGUGUGUGUGUGUGUGUGUGUGUGUGUGUACGCGCACACGCGCACAUGAGUGCAUGCGUGCAUGUAGACAAGGGGAAGUGGUGUGCUGUGUUUCCCGCUGAGAGGUUUGUGUCUCUUUUGCCCUUUGGACACGCUCAGUGGGGCAGCGGGUGCCCCAGCAGAAGGCUCUGUCCCCAGAGUCUGGGGAAGCCCCCACCCCGUCUCUCCCCUUCUUGGACGUUGGCCUGUCCGCAGGCUUCUCGGUUAAGUCGCCCCGCCAGAGGCCGGACCAGAACCCGUUUCCCCAUGCUGCCCCGCUCCCCUCUGGCCACCCCACUGCCAUCUUCAUAGCUGUCUGUCUUGGCCAUUUGCUCCUGGACGUCUCUGAGAUGGGCUUCCCAAGGGCUGCCGGGGCAGCCCCCUCACAGUAUUGCUCACCCAAGCGCCCUCUCAGGCCCCUCCGCCUCUCCCCUGCCCUGGUUACAUCAGGUUUUUCCUGGACUCACAAAGCCAGCUCAGCACUUUCCUCCCCUCCGCAGCCUGUGUGUUGAGCUCUGCUGUUAGACCAGCGAGGGGAGCAGCCCCCCACCCCCCACCCCUUCCCACCAAGAAGGAUUCGGUCCAUCUUAACCCAAGGUACCAUCCUGAGCUGACACCUAACCCUUUUCAUUUCUUCUACAACUCAUACACUCGUAUGAUACGUUGACACUGCUCUUAGCUCAAUGAGCAUGUUUAGACUUUAACAUAAGCUAUUUUUCUAACUACAAAGGUUUAAAUGAACAAGAGAAGCAUUCUCAUUGGAAAUUUAGCAUUGUAGUGCUUUGAGAGAGAAAGGACUCCUGAAAAAAAACAAAACCUGAGAUUUAUUAAAGAAAAAUGUAUUUUAUGUUAUAUAUAAAUAUAUUAUUACUUGUAAAUAUAAAGACGUUUUAUAAGCAUCAUUAUUUAUGUAUUGUGCAAUGUGUAUAAACAAAAUAAAGAAAAGAUGCACUUUGCUUUAAUAUAAAUGCAAAUAACAAAUGCCAAAUUAAAAAAGAUAAACACAAGAUUGGUGUUUUUUUCUAUGGGUGUUAUCACCUGGCUGAAUGUUUUUCUAAAGGAGUUUAUGUUCCAUUAAACAAUUUUUAAAAUGUA
Cervus elaphus (red deer) is the source of this 4356-nucleotide messenger RNA. RefSeq names its product SMAD family member 7 (gene SMAD7). The transcript has 4 exons. Lineage: Eukaryota; Metazoa; Chordata; Mammalia; Artiodactyla; Cervidae. Gene Ontology annotation, molecular function: I-SMAD binding; transcription regulator inhibitor activity. Gene Ontology annotation, biological process: regulation of transcription by RNA polymerase II; transforming growth factor beta receptor signaling pathway; anatomical structure morphogenesis. Bases 1604 to 2884 code for a protein of 426 amino acids. Gene Ontology annotation, cellular component: heteromeric SMAD protein complex. The record is from RefSeq and is a predicted model, not a curated record.